Episyrphus balteatus (marmalade hoverfly) is the source of this 1018-nucleotide messenger RNA. RefSeq lists its product as uncharacterized. The transcript is spliced from 6 exons. NCBI's taxonomy places the organism in Eukaryota, Metazoa, Arthropoda, Insecta, Diptera, Syrphidae. The record is from RefSeq and is a predicted model, not a curated record. The coding region runs from base 473 to 1018 and encodes 181 amino acids.
ACAGUUUUGUUUUAAACAAUAAAAACAAAUAAUACAUAAAAAACUUAAUGUCUUUUAAUUGGAAAAAAAUACCUAGAGGACUCAGUUUUUGCAUCCGUGGUUGCAAACCAUAUGGAUGAGCUGAGCUUCGUUAAGCUUAAUAUAUUUAAAAGUAGAAUUUUACUUUUGUUAAACAGAUUUUUUAUGAAUAAUACUUAAAAAUCACUAAAUGUCUUUUAAUUGGAAAAAAAUAUCAAAAUAAAAAAUUUUUUUUUAGUUCUGACACAGAAAAAUGGCUUGCUUCUGGCACUUCUAAAACAAAUGAAUCGUUCCGACGUAAAAUCUGCCCCCGUCCUUAUCGCCUCCAGCAAAAUCAUUGGACUGGUGAAGGAAAUGCCAGUACUUUAUGAUAGGGGUCGUCCUGACUACCACGAUGCCCACUCGAGGGACGAAGGAGGGAGUUCCUUAUGUAUGGAAUUAAUAAUUCCAUCCUAUGAGUCCUUCGACGAAGAAGGGAAAGCUGAAGCAAGGGGUCAUGAAAAAGUGGAAGGGGCUGAGGGAUGGUUUUACAAAGGACUACCGUUUGAGGGCCCAAAAGAAGAGAACCUCCAAAUUGAGCUCCAAAAAUUUCGAGUUUCAAUUUUUGGCACCUUUUAUUUUGAAUGAAAGCGCUGUCAGCCAAAAGAGCCAUCAGAGUCAUCAGAGCCAUCAGAGUCAUCAGGAGUCACAGGUCUAUCCUGAUGACAGUGAUUCUUCAGAUAGUGUUGAAGCAAAUGAAUCCUCUCCAAAUCAGCAGGCAAUAUUGGCGGCACUGGAGUCAUUUGACACACCAUUGCCGCCAAGAACUAUCGACAUCGUAUUUAUGCGAUUUAUCGUGUCAAAUAUGAAGAAGAUAGAAAGCGAGGAGGAGAGGAAAGAUUUUAAGGAGUGGGUGGUGGCGGAAGCUCGGCUUAUUGCAAAUCAACAUGAUGCCGGCGUUGAAUCUGAGUCACCUGUUCCACUGGCAUCCUCAUCAUUUGUUGGUGUAGAUGAUGUUUAG